CGGCGGCGGGCGGGCUGGCGGCCAUCUUGGCGAGUCGGCGACGGCGGUGAGAACGAGGCGGAGAAGCAGAGACCGAGAGACCGAGCCCAGCACCUCAUCCGCCGUUCCCAGCUCCAGCAACUCCCUGCUUUUGAUCGACAGAAAACCACAACACAACAACGAGGAAGAAGGAAGUGGAGAAUAAGGGAGCAGCGCCAACAGCGGACGAGCUGGUGGCUAGUUCUGGAAGUGAUCUAGGCCUUUUCAGACUCGAUGAAUUUCCAUCGAAAUGUCCGAUAGGUCAGGCCAGAGCACAAAGGCAAAGGAUGGGAAAACAAAGUAUGCCACACUCAAUCUUUUCAACACCUACAAAGGAAAGUCAAUAGAGACCCAGAAAAAUGCAGUUGCAGCUCGUCAUGGGUUGCAGAGCCUGGGCAAAGUGGCCAGCUCACGGCGUAUCCCUCCUCCUGCCACUCUUCCCAGCCUCAAAGCAGAGAACAAGGGAAAUGAUCCCAAUGUGAACAUCGUACCAAAGGAUGGCUCAGGAUGGGUCACAAAAUCAGAACAACAGGAAGAAAGUGUUGUCGCAGAAGUCGAAGUACAAGAACCGCCGCCGCCACCGCCAUCGCCACCACCGAGUGCAGAUCCCCCAGUCCCAAAAGCACCAGAGGUGCCAGUUGUGAAAACAUGGGCCCAAACAAGUAGCAAGCACACUGGGCAAGGAGAUGGAAUCCAAAGUUUAAACAGUCACUUCCAGCAUGAGUUCCCAAGCCUGCAGGCAGCUGGGGAUCAAGAAAAAACUGCAAAGGAGCAGCCUGAUGAAGCCCAAGGAUCUGCACCCAGUUUACGUCCACAGUUUGUUGGAGGGAAAUUGGUGCUGGAGCAAGAUGGAAAACCUGUUAAUUCAGAUAGAGCCGCUGGACUAUCAGGAGUGAUUGAAUCUAUGAGAGGUCUUGAGAAAGGUGCUAUUCGAGAAAAGGCGCUGCCCCCGACUCGGAUAAAUGGACAGCUGGUUAUCCCACCCCCACCACAAUUUAGAGGAAUAUUGCCACCGUUUAUACCUCAUGCAUCAAAAAUGCAAGGGCCACAUCGAUUACAAUACCCUGCAUCAAAUGCCAGGAACCAAAGUGGUUCCGCUAGGCAAGCAAAUUCCCAGUGGGCUCAAGACCUCCAAGAAAGACCCUCCAUUGUCAGUGCAACCGGAAUGAAGGAACUUGAUAGCCUGGACACUGAAACAGAUGAUGGCUGGGCAGGAGCCCAGUCUGAGGUGGAUUACACCGAGAAACUAAACUUCAGCGAUGAGGAAGAGGGAGGGUCCUCAGAGCGGCACAGAAGAGAAAUUUGUGAUGGACAGGUCCGCAAUGCAGAAACUUCAGGCGCUGAGACCCCGGAUGCCCAGAAAAAAACAGAGGGUCCUGUUGCUAAAGAUUCAGUGGGUGACCACACAACAUUACAAACCGGUCCACUGUCACCGAACAACAUCUCUUCAAAUAGAGGCCCACCGCCUGAUCGCCAGGAUUUGGGACGAACAGCAUUGCAAACUGCAGCACGGGACUUGCGUGGACCAGCAAAUGUUCCUCUCACUCAGAAACCAGCUCCCCCGCCUCCACCUCCUAAUCGUCAAAUUGGGCCAGUAAAGCAACCCCUCAAACCUCCGUUACCCAGUGAUGGUGAUGAAGCUUGGAGACAAAGAAGAAAGACGUCAAGUUCUGAUGUUUCUGCCGCGGUUGAAAGGGCCAGAAAAAGGCGUGAGGAGGAGGAGCGGCGAAUGGAGGAGCAGAGGUUGGCAGCUUGUGCAGCAAAACUCAAAAAACUCGAUGAAAAGUUUGGAACUCUGUCUAAAGAUAAAAAGGCGAAGGAGAUAGAAAAAGAGAAGGCAAAACAGAAAGAGAAGGAACAACAGGAGAAAGAAAAGAAGGAAGAGCAGCAACAAAAGGAAGAGAAGGAACAACAGGAGAAAGAAAUAGAAAAGGAACAGGAAAAGAUAAAGGAGCAGCCAGAAGAAUUGGAAGAGAUUGAAAGCCAUCAACAAAAGGAAGAGAAACAGUCAGAGACCACAGAAAAGGUAGAGAAACAAGAGCAAAACGAGGAACAACCAUUGGAGAAGGAAGAUGAGAAGCCACAGGAACAAGAGACUGAAGAGGUGAAGGAAUGCCAACAGGAAAAGGAAGAGGAGGAAAAUACCGAGGAAAGAGUGGCUGAUAUUGAAACAUCGAAGGAAGAGCCAUCCACUGUGUCAGAUGUUUUCGAAGAACAACAAACAGAAAAUGAAAACACCACUCAAACUGAAUCAGAUGGUGCUUCUAAACCUGUUGAUCAGCCGGACAUUACUCUCACUGAGAAAGAGCCCGCUCAAACACCAAACGAUGUGGAUGUUGACCUGGCAUCCCAAACCCGGCCGGCUGCUCCCACGGGCUACUCAAAGCAGUUCCAGAAGUCAUUGCCACCACGAUUUCAGCGACAGCAGGAGCAGAUGAAGCAGCAGCAACAUUGGCAGCAGCAGCCAUCAGGCAUCCAUCAACAGACGCAGUCCCAAACUCCUGUUCAGUCUCAGACCCAGGCCAAAUCUCAGCCUUCUGGAGGCACUGUACCUCCACCACCUCAGCAUAGGCCUAUAUAUCAAGCGCCCUUAACUCCCCAUCACCAGCACUUGGCUUCCAUGGGAUUUGAUCCACGUUGGAUCAUGAUGCAGUCCUAUUUGGAUCCGCGUAUUAUGUCUGGAAGGCCACCAAUGGACAUGACACAAAUUCACCCUGGUAUGUUAUCAACUAAACUAAUGAGGAGAGAUCAAAUCGACAGUUCGGGUUCUGGAUCCGAAACAUUUGACCAUCCAUCACGACCUGCCAGAGAUCACACCAUUCAGUCCACUGAGCCCCCGAUGGUGUGGGGAUCAGAGUCUUAUCCUCGUUCUGAACCACAGCAAGUUACCACUCCUCCACUAGAAGUGGAAGAAAGCAAAGAUUUAAGGUCUGAGGUAGUUGUGGAGCAAGAGAGAAAGAAGCUUGCCUACUCCACAGAAAAGAGGCAGUUGUCACCACAUUUGAAGCAGGAGCACUUCAGGGACAAGACGAACGAUGAAAAAGGGAAGUUUACAAGCAAAUCGUUGGAAGAUAAGCAAUCCAUUCAGGUUGAAAAAACAGCUGAUCUAGGGAAAUUGGAAUCUGCGAAUUCUGAUGUGAGCCAUGGCUCACAAGAGGAGCCAACAUUACAUGUAGAGGCCCGGACAGUUUUAAAGAGGAACCUGUCUCACGGGUCAAGUCAUUCCCUGAAGGUGGAGGAUCAGAAGACGGAUUCUCUGCCAAAUACAGUUAAAACACAAAAUCGGAGUGCAGAGUCAAAAGAUCACGUAGACAAACCUGAUGAAAAAUCAAAAAGAGAAAGACCCUAUGAAGUGGUGAAGGCCGAGAAGACAUUUAGGAGAGAAAGAGAGCCAAGGUAUGAUACGCGUUGGGGCCCUAGACCUGGUUCCAGUAGGAGGGAUGAAGGCUUUAUGAGACCAGUGAGACGGUCUGGUCCGAUCAAAAAGCCUAUUCUGAGAGACAUGAAAGAAGAACGUGAGCAAAGGAAGGAAAAAGAAGAACGUCAUUCCAUUCCAAUAAAAGGCAAUAAAGCUGUAAAAACUGAAAGGAGAGAGCCAUCGCAGCCAAAUAAAGUAGUCAUUAAACCCGAAACUGAGAAGUCUCCUCAGGAUAGUUCCGUGUCGCUGGUUAAGAAGGCAGUCCAUGAUCCAAAGCCGUCAAUUGAUAAAAACGAGACGCCGCCACAAGUUGCAACAGUUAACAAAACAAACAACAAUCAAGCUUUUUCAAACAACAACCAAGCGCCAAAAGAUGAAAAGCAAGAGAAAACACACGUUAAACAUCAGGUCCCUGAAAGACACCGAAUUGACAACCGUUUUCCCAUCAGGAGAGAUUCUGGUUUGCCCCCGCCUAACUACCGGAAAGAUGUUAGGGAACCACGUGACUGGUAUCCAGAACCGUCAUAUAGGGGAAGAGGUCGUGGAGAAUUUUACUCUCGAGGGCACAGCUUUAGAGGUUCCUACAAUGGCCGAGGGCGCGGAGGAAGGGGUCGUAGUAGAGAAUAUCCUCGUUACAGGGAGCCGAGACCAAGGUCUGAAAACGUGUCUAAUGUUUCUUUUCGGCAAAGGGAAGAGAGUGAGACGCGUAGUGAUAGCUCUGAUUCUGAGGAGGUCCCUAAACGUCGCAGACAACAUGGGUCUGAAACAGAUUCCGAUACUGAAGCUCAUGAAAGUGCAAGUGAAACAAUUUCUGACAAAGAAAACCCAUCCAAAGGGAAGCGCCUAAAGAAAGACGGCCGGCCGGAGAUUAAGCCUGUUCAAAAGUCUUUUAGAUCUGAAAGCAAGGUGGAUUUGAAGGUGGAUAAUAGAUCAUCUGAAAAGCCUGCCUCAAAAGAUGACGACCAAAAGCCAAGACCAGGGUUUCUUCCCCGAGGCGAACCCUCAAGACGUGGCAGGGGUGGGAUGUUUCGAGGUGGUGGCAGGGGUGCGGGAGGUCGUGGUGGACCAAGGUCUGCGGCAAUGAGGAAGCCAGGGCCUCCUAAUUCGAUGUGGUCUCCGCGGAUGGAGAUUCCCAGAAGAGAUGAAGGAGAAGCGAGAAAAGAUCAUUUUGAGCCACAUCCUUUUGAUAGGAGACCGAUAAAAUCGGAGCGCAAGUUCGACCACAACAGAGAACAGCUUCGUAAGCAAAGGCCCACUCGGCCACCACGACAGGAUAAACCCCCGAGAUUCAGGCGUUUGAAAGAAAGAGAAGCUGCCGCUAAAGUGAAUGAGACCACGGCACCGAUACUAAAUGCAAACUCCCACAGUAAUGUUCAGGAACGACCAAACUCCCUGGAGUUGGCUGGGAGCAAGUCGCCAGAUUUAUCCAAUCAGAAUUCUUCGGAUCAGGCGAAUGAGGAAUGGGAAACGGCUUCCGAGAGCAGUGACUUCAAUGAGAGGCGCGAGAGAGAUGAGAAGAAAACGGUUGAUAUCAACUUGCAGGCUACAGCAAAGUCUGGAGAGAGCAACUUCCUUCCAAAGAGAGAUACUGCAAAGAGAAGCUUCUCCAGCCAACGGCCAGGAGCAGAGCGACAGAAUCGUAGAAGCAAUAGUGGAGCCAACAAGUCUAACAGAAACUACUCUGCCAACAAAAAUGAAAGACGAGGUGGACUAUCAUCAAAAACUGGUAGAAGAGGGCCUUUUGAAGAGAGAACAGCAAUGAUUGGUAUUGAUCCCACCAGCAGUAAUAUGGCUCACCAUCCAGUGGAAAGUAGCAACACAGGCUCAUCUCCAAAGUCUACUAAAGAUGCAACUGGGAAGAAAAGAGAAGAGUCCAAAUCAGCUAAAAAACCAAAAGAGAAGCCUGAUGCAUUGUCGCAGUUUGACUUGAAUAACUAUGCUAGUGUGGUGAUCAUUGAUGACCAUCCAGAAGUGACAACGGUUGAAGACUCCCAGUGCAACACCGUCGAUGAUGGGUUCACUGAAGUUGUGUCUAAGAAGCAACAAAAACGGCUGCAGGAUGAAGAACGCAGAAAAAAAGAGGAGCAAGUUGUACAGAACUGGAGCAAAAAGAAUCCGAGUGAGAAGGGAAGAGGUCAAAAUUCUAAAUUGCCUCCACGAUUUGCAAAAAAGCAGCAGCAGGUAGCACAACAGGCCCAGGCUCAGACCCCUACUUCAGUUCAGUCACCGGCUCAGCCUCAGCAACAGGCUGUUGCUUCAACCACAGAUCCAGUUCCUGAUUCAUCACCUGAUCCGACAGUCACUCCAAAUGAGACGCCAAUAGCUGCACAGGAACAGGAACCGAAUGUACAAGGAGAAAGCUGCGCUGCAGAAAGUAACACAGAGAGUGCCGUUUCCACACCAGUCCAAGCGCAAAGCACGUUGGAAGCAGAGCUGUGGAACAACCAGAUUAAUUCGCCCGCUGACCUUUCCGAUAGCGCCACAAAAUUGGCGCCUAUUAGUCCUCCACAGCCUCCAUCUGUCAGUGCAUGGAAUAAGCCUUUAACAUCUUUUGGAUCUUCUCCAUCACCUGAGGGAGUGGUUUCCAGUCCAGAGGAUACAGUUGAUCUUGUCAUUGAGGCAGGUCAAAUAGUGUCAAACAGUAGCUGCACUGCCGCUACCACUGAUGUUGCAACAGAGAGUGAGGUAAACACAACAGAAAAGGCUGCUGAGAGCAACUUGCCAGAGCCCAAAGAACAGCGACAGAAGCAGUCUCGUGCAGGUCCAAUCAAAGCUCAGAAGCUUCCAGAGUUGAGUCUAAUGGAGAGCAAAGAACAUAAACCUGGCCCCAUUGGUAAGGAGCGAUCGUUGAAGAACAGGAUAGCCAAAGACGUGCAGCAGGCUGAAGCAGAAGGAAAGGAAGAUCCCGCGGAUGUUGCUGCUGUCGGGAGUCCAGAAGAUGCAGAGACGCCAGAGGCUGAUGUGGUGGCGGAACUGGGCACUGAGGUAAAGACCAUGAUCUCCGUGCCAGCAACAGAAUUUGAAGAAAAUUCUAAGGAAUCAAUAACUGAUUACACAGCUCCAUCCUCAUCACUGCCAGAUUCAGUGUCAACUGGCAAUAGCAAAAUAGAGGAAUCGCUGGCCAGCAAUGUGCCCCUGCCCCACACCCUUCCCAUCCCCAGGAGGGAGACUCUACAACAGAGCUCCAGCCUGACACCAGUCUCUCCCGCCACUGUCGACUUCACCCUCAAGAUGGAAUGUGCGCGGAAGGCCUGGGAGAACUCGCAGAAUGUGGGAGAUAAAAGCUCUCCAGUGACCUCUACGGCAUCGUCAAUCAGCAGCGGUAAUGGAAGUAGCAGCAUCACUUACAGCUCCUACUCCAGCGCAUCCAUGCCUCCAAUCCCAGUAGCCUCCGUCACACCCACUACAUCCCUGUCAGGAUCAGGGACGUACACCACCUCCUCAUUAAGUACUAAAGCAACUUCCACCUCUGACCCACCCAAUAUUUGUAAAGUCAAACCUCAGCAACUGCAAAGCAGCAAUAUGGCCCCUGCAAGUCAUUUCUCACAGUUAGGCUGCGUAACAUCAUUGAUACCUCAACAACCAAAUCCACAGGUGUAUGUCUCCCAAGCUGCAGCAGAGCCUACAGCACAAAUCCCAACCUUUUAUAUGGAUACCAGCCAUUUGUUCAGCACACAGCAUCCUCGUUUGGCUCCUCCAACUCUGGCACAACAGCAAGGCUACCAGGCAGGGCCUUCUCAAGCGACUACAGUUCAACAGAUCUCCAUUCCUAUAUAUGCACCGAUUCCUGGCCAGCCUCAGGCUCCGCUCGGCUUAGGAGGAGGCCCUUCUGUUUCACAGGCCCAGGAAAUGUUCAGCACAUCCCUGCAACCAUUUAGGACUCAGCAGGCUUUCCUACAAAGCAACAUGUCGCAGUCAUCCCCUGUGGUCCUCUCGGGCGCUGCCUUGCACAACUUCUCGGCAGUUCAGGCCCAAGAUCUAGCCAAAGCCCAGUCGGGCCUGGCUUUUCAACAGGCAUCCAACCCACAGCCUAUCCCCAUCCUUUAUGAGCAUGCUUUAAGUCAGGGUUCUGGCCUUGGUGGAUCUCAACUUCUAGACACUCAUCUGAUACAGGGGAACUCUAAUCAGUGGCAUGUGCAGGGUCUGAGAACAGGAGAAGCUGAUGCAGGCAACUACAAUAUAUGCUACCAUACCUUUCAACAAUUUCAUAGGAAAGCAAGGCCGGGUCUAACUCAGCCGUCCAACCUUUUUGCAGGUCAGGUUCAACAACCUGGCCAAAGUAACUACUAUAGCACAGCUCAGUCACCCAAUGCUGCUCUGCAACAGGUGACAUUGCCCCUUCCAGGUUCACAGCUUUCCUUAUCCAACUUUGGAUCAGCGGGGCAACCUUUAAUUGCUUUGCCCCAAUCCAUGCAACCUCUACAACACAACCCAGCGCAGGCCCACAACCUCAGUAGGCCUGCGCAGAUGAACCAACCUUUCAGGGGGCUGAUUGCCACAGGGACGCAGGCUGGCAUGAUUUCUGCAGCGGGGAAGAUGGCAGAGAUGGAUCUAAAGCCUUAUGGAUGUAAUGUGGACGUGAAACCAGGUACCCCACCGAUCAGUGUGCGAAGUAUCACACCAACCUCCAGUCCAUUCAGAGCGAGCUCCACAAGCCCCAACAGCCAGUCUAGCAAGAUCAACAACAUGGUCUAUCAGAAACAGUUUUCUACUGCUGCUGGAGUUCGGAUAGCCCAGCCUUUCCCCCCACAAUUUCCACCACAGAUGCUUUCCCAACCUAAUCUGGUCCCUCCAUUGGUGAGACCCCACGGAAACACCUUCUCGGCUCCUGUGCAGAGACCUCCAAUGCCUCUGACAAAUCAGAUGCAAUCUCAAAUGACCACGGGUAUCAUCGUCCACAACCGUCCUCAACACAUACCAAGGGUUCCUGCAGCCCACACCCAGGGCAUCCGUGGAAACCAGGCCCAAGCUGCUAUGAUGGCUGAGCAGGAUUUGAAGGCGAAGCAGCGUGCUGAGGUACUUCAAUCCACCCACAAGUUCUUCAUCGACCAGCAGCAGCAGCAAAUCAAGCAGCCGGUGAGCAAGGCUCACAAAAGUGAGGGCAACGUGAAUAAAACCGCUGAGAGUGGGGCCGGCAUCCCGGGCUCCAGAGAGGAGAAAGUAGAGGAGAAGCCUGUCCCGGCUCAGCCCGUGGUGUCCAAGCCUGUUCGAACAGGACCAAUCAAACCUCAAGCAGUGAAGACAGAAGAAACAAAAUCCUAAGUUGCUGGUGAACGUAGUGAGUGGGUGUCAUGGGCACCGCGCGGGCAGUAAUGGGGGCUCUUCUCUGUGAGAUGGGAGCAGGAAGGUAGAGGGCUCAAUUGUGAACAUUUCUUUAACAACAAAGUGAGACGUGAAGUAGUGAAGUGAAAGCCGAACUAUCUUAAAGCGUGUAGAUUUGAACAGAUCAUAUUUUGACCAGUGGCGAAUCCUAGAUAUGUAAACUAAUCCUUUGCUGAACAUUUAGUGUUGACGUUUGAAUCUUGAAGAUUUGAAAAGGCAAUGUCUGACUUGUGACAUUUCUUUUUCUUGAGGUAAUCACUGAAACUAGGUAAACGUGGACAGGGCGGUGAAUGGAAGCUAACCCAUUUUACAGGUUUUAUGGUAAUGAAUUAAUUAAUCCUUGUUUAAAAACGUAUCAUUUAAAAAUUUUCAUGAGCUUAAUUACAGUAAGGACAAAAUAAUCUGCAUUCAAUGAAUAACAUGUAUUGAGCCUAUUAAUUUCCAAUUGUUUAUGCAAGACAUUUUAAUCACAAGUCUAAUAUUGCCUUUUUUGAUUAUAUGCUAGCAUUUUAGUUGUAGGAUGUAUUGUAUUAUACCACGUGAAUGUAAGAUAUCUUGUUUAUUUGCUUAUGAUCAAUCAUUAAUUAGUAACUGUGCCAGCCGCACAGAUGUUUUUAUUACAGAAAUGUUAACCAGGAUUGAUUUAAAAAUAGAUUCUGAUGAAGGUACAAAUCUAGAGGAUUGCUGUUAUUGGUAUACAGAAACGUUGGCACAAAGUCUGAGCUGAGAACGAUUUAUUGGUGUGUAUAUUUUUGUCACGUGGCUGGUGGCACUGGAAAGGAGACACUGAAAAAUUGCUUUCCGUCAGUCAUGUUUUGACGGUCAGUUUAAUUUGCUUUCUUUGAAAACUUGGCUGUGAUGUCUGGUUUUUGAGUUUUGUAUUCCAUCUGUACUGUGUAUUUGUUUGGCAUUGUACAGAAGUUAACAGCCAUAUUGGUAUAGAAAGAUUAUACUUUAAUUUUUUUCAUUUGUACAGGGUUAACGCACUAUUAAAUAUGUACGAUCUUAUUUACAAUUAAUUUGGUUUGGUUAUAUAACUAAUAAAAUAAGCUCUGAAAUGUU
Amblyraja radiata (thorny skate) is the source of this 9820-nucleotide messenger RNA. RefSeq names its product proline-rich coiled-coil 2C (gene prrc2c). The record is from RefSeq and is a predicted model, not a curated record. Gene Ontology annotation, biological process: cell differentiation. The transcript has 36 exons. The coding region runs from base 269 to 8698 and encodes 2809 amino acids. NCBI's taxonomy places the organism in Eukaryota, Metazoa, Chordata, Chondrichthyes, Rajiformes, Rajidae.